AUGAUUGCUUUGCUGGUGACCCUUCUCACUGUUGGGUGUUUCCUGUUUCUGGGAGUCGGCUUGUGGGUUUUAGUGGAAGACUUGUGGAUUAUUGAAGUUCCUCGUGCCAUCAGCCAGCCAUUGAAGUUUCGGAUUCUGUGCUUUGCCUUCUACCUGUUACUGAAAUGGGGGAAUAUAUUGGAGAGGCUGAGAAUUUGCUCCAUGCCUCAUGUAUUCCAAUUUGUAUGUGAUCGAUUACCUAAGACAAAUGACCCUAACUUGAUGGUGACCAACAUGCGAUUUGGAACAAUUAAGGUGAGGCUGUACCAGCCCAAGGAGACCUCCUCCAGCCUCAGGAGGGGCAUUGUCUUCUACCAUGGAGGUGGCAUGGUGAUGGGCAGUCUGGAUUUUUACCACAAUGUGUGCAAUUUCCUGGCUCAGAAGUCAAACUCAGUGCUUCUCUCAGUGGGGUACCGCAAGCUUCCUGACUACCAUUUUCCUGUUGGUCACUCAGAUUGUCUGAAUGUCACCAUCCACUUCCUCAAGGCACUGAAAAUGUAUGGGGUGGAUCCCUCUCGGGUUGUGGUCUGUGGAGACAGCAUUGGAGGCGGGGCUGUGGCUCUUGUCACCCAGGCCUUGGGGGGCAGAACAGAUCUUCCAAAGCUCCGGGCUCAGAUCUUGAUUUACCCAGGUGUCCAGGCCAUCAAUCUGCAGUUACCAUCAUAUCAACAGAACAAAAAUGUCCCAUUUCUCACCAGAGAUUUCAUGUUUACAUGUUUCAGCCAAUAUUUUAGAGUUGACCCCUGCUGGAAAGAUGCCUUGUUGACAGGUGCUUGUAUUCCUGCAAUUAUGUGGGAGAAGUAUAAGAAAUGGGUGAGCUCUGACAAUCUCCCUGAAAGGUUCAGAAACAAAAACUACAAGCCUGAAUUUCACGCACCUUUUAAUGAGGCUGCCUAUCUGGAAAGCAGGCAACUUUUUGACGCAGGCAAUGCCCCCCUCCUGGUGGAGGACCAGGUUAUUGCUCAGGUUCCUGAGGCCCUCAUAGUGACCUGUGAGUGGGAUGUUCUCCGAGAUGAUGGCCUGCUGUAUAAGAAGCGCUUGGAAGACCAGGGGGUCCCUGUGAGCUGGUACCAUGCAGAAAACGGUUUUCAUGGAUGCUUGACAUUUCUUGAUGGGAUUUUUUCUUUCCCUUGUUCCCUGAACAUUGCAAAUGCUAUCAUCAACUAUCUCAAGAACAUAUGA
Messenger RNA from Perognathus longimembris pacificus (Pacific pocket mouse), 1221 nucleotides. RefSeq names its product arylacetamide deacetylase-like 4. The coding region runs from base 1 to 1221 and encodes 406 amino acids. The record is from RefSeq and is a predicted model, not a curated record. The transcript is spliced from 4 exons. Lineage: Eukaryota; Metazoa; Chordata; Mammalia; Rodentia; Heteromyidae. Gene Ontology annotation, molecular function: carboxylic ester hydrolase activity. Gene Ontology annotation, cellular component: membrane.